ACCAAAGGCGCUACAGUUACAAUCAAACAUGCUAAAGAUUGUACAUGAAUCUCAUCAAUGGCUGGAAAGAUGCAAAGAGCGAGCAAAAGCGGUCAUGUAUUGGCCAGGAAUGACAGAAGACAUCGACCGAGUGGUUAAUCAGUGCAGGACCUGUCUGCGUUUCCGGAGAAGCAAUACUAAGGAGCCUCUUUUGCCACAUGCACUACCAACUAGUCCAUGGGAAGAGCUAGGAGUGGAUAUCAUGACUUUGAAAGCAAUAUAGAUUAUCUGAUAGUAGCGGACUAUUAUUCCAAGUACAUAGAUGUUCAGCAACUGAGAGACAAGACAUCAUCGUCUGUCAUUAACGCCAUGAAGUACAUGUUCGCUACUCAAGGUAUUCCAGAAGAAAUAAUAUCUGAUAACAUGCCGUUUGCAAGCAGAGAAAUACAAGCCUUCGCCAAUGAAUGGGGAUUCACUACAAGCCCGGGGUAUCCGAAAUCUAAUGGCUUUGCAGAGAGGAACGUACAAACCAUAAAGAACCUGCUCAUGAAGACACUCGUGAUGGAGGAGACCCGUACCUGGCACCCCUAUACCGCAGCUGCAAGCGUCCCCAGCUGAGCUCCUCAUGGUCCGAACCUUGAAGACAAAGUUGCCGGCAGCUCCAGGAGUGCUUCAGCCACAAAUGCCUUGCAACGUAUUGGAACAGCUGAACCAACAACAACGGCAGGAGAAGCAUUAUCAUGACCAGGGAGCUCGACCAAGCAGAUCUAUGCCCAGGCGAAGUGGUCCGAGUGCAAAAGGGAAAAGAAUGGGAACCCGCAGAAGUGAUAAAGCAGCACGACACUCCGCGGUUGUACGUGAUAAACACCAUGGCAAAGUUCUGCGCAGAAAUAGACGACAUCUAAACCCAUCACCAGAACCGCUCUCAGAACUUAGCGAGGGAUUGGACUACAACUCAGACAACGUCGACAACGACGAUACCAGUCUAGGAGAUCCAUCAGGCACCGUACAACAGGGACAGAAACUCCCAACCUCGCCAAAGGUGGCCAGAUCGGGACGGGAGAUAAGAAAACCGGCACGACUGAAGGACUAUGUUAUUUGUUGAAAGAGGAGAGAUGUAACAGUAGUGACUGUAUUAGUUUAAGGCUUGGAGCAUGCGUAGUACAAGGUAUGCUGAAGCGCAGAACAGCGAGUAACUUUAGUAGCUGUUUUGAGUUGCGUUACUAGAGACUAUAAUACAACUGAAAGCAUUACAGGCUAAAGCAUUGAAUUUUUUAAUUGAAACUGACAACCAAAUAUUGAUUGA
Corticium candelabrum is the source of this 1285-nucleotide messenger RNA. RefSeq lists its product as uncharacterized. The coding region runs from base 605 to 1084 and encodes 159 amino acids. The record is from RefSeq and is a predicted model, not a curated record. The transcript has a single exon. NCBI's taxonomy places the organism in Eukaryota, Metazoa, Porifera, Homoscleromorpha, Homosclerophorida, Plakinidae.